Camponotus floridanus (Florida carpenter ant) is the source of this 714-nucleotide messenger RNA. RefSeq lists its product as uncharacterized. Gene Ontology annotation, molecular function: DNA binding. The transcript has 4 exons. Gene Ontology annotation, biological process: nucleosome assembly. NCBI's taxonomy places the organism in Eukaryota, Metazoa, Arthropoda, Insecta, Hymenoptera, Formicidae. The record is from RefSeq and is a predicted model, not a curated record. Gene Ontology annotation, cellular component: nucleosome. Bases 1 to 714 code for a protein of 237 amino acids.
AUGGUUCGACCAUCGAAUCCUCGACUUAUGGCUCGCGUACUGGACGCAGUGAUGAACCUCGGCGACACCAAAGGUUCAUCGGCUCGCGAAGUUCUCAGCUUUAUCCGACAAAGCAACGUGUCGCCCAAGAACCUGACAGUACAGGUGCAUCGAGCUCUAAAACACGCGGUGAACGCCGGACUUUUACGACACAGAAGUGGUCGUUACAAAGCACUGGCUACUCUGAAUCCCGCUUCUGGUCCUACUCCGUCUGCCAACAAGGAGUCAACUAAUGGCGAUCGGAAAACCGAAGAGAAGAAAUCGAAAUCCGACAACGAGGAUUGGUCGGACAAAUCGUUACGAUACAGUUCUAAUGUUCACAGCGACGACAGCGAAAGCGCCCGUACGAAGACGAGGAGUUUGAGGACCAGUCAUCUGGACGAUGUCACGGCGAAUAAAUCGUUGCGUCGAGAACCGAGACGGAAAGAGACGCGGGCAAAAUCGAGAGGUAGAUCGGCAUCGCAAGCUCGUAGUCCGCAGCUGCAACGAACCGUGCAAGCGCGACAGUAUCCGAUCGAGGAAGUCGGAAACGAUAGGCAGCAAUGUGACGAGGAUCGCGGAUCUGUGGAGCGCGGUGCGGCGCGUCAGGAAGCGCACGAGGAGAAAGACAUCGAGGAGACUCGCGAGCCGAAUGACAGCAACAGCGGCAGCACUCUAGAGGAUUUGAGAGACUAA